AUGUCCAUGCCACUGCUGCGCAUGUCGCUGCGUGCGCCAAUGCCAAUGCCGCUGAGGCAGCGUGCCAUCUCGACGGCGCGUGCGCGACAAGCGCCUGUGCAGCAGCCGAUCGAGCGGCUCGGCUCUGGUGCGCCGGUGGCUGUACAUACGGAUGGGACGCCUAUCAUGCCACCGCUGCAUUCACUAGGACACGCUAUGAGCACCAAUGAACAGCAGCGCACCACUGUCCCAUCUCGACGUGAACGACGAGGUGCGAAAAAGCAACAACGGAUUAUGACGCGCGAGACUCGCAAGCGCAAUACGAUUGCAGCUCGCUUGGGUGUGGCGGAUAAAAAGCUCUCGCCAUACGUACGGACAGACCAACAAUUCAAGAUGUUCAAGCCCAUCACCAAGUCCAUUCGUUGGUUGCGGUACCCGUUGAGUCCCAACUUGCAUCGCGGCAGACCUGUGCGUGAACUGACAAUUCCAAAGCGUGGAAGUGGUGGUCGUAAUCACCAUGGACACAUAACAGUACGUGGACGUGGUGGUGGACAUCGCCGUAGGUUGCGUCUCGUGGACUUUUAUCGUUGGGAGCCCGGUGAGCAGCGUGUGGUGCGGCUUGAGUACGAUCCUAGUCCGCAGUGCGCAACAAUAAGCACUGAUCCAGCAACAACAAGAGACGGGUCGCUUGAGCUAUAA
This is a messenger RNA of Malassezia globosa CBS 7966, 678 nucleotides long. RefSeq lists its product as uncharacterized. Lineage: Eukaryota; Fungi; Basidiomycota; Malasseziomycetes; Malasseziales; Malasseziaceae. The record is from RefSeq and is a predicted model, not a curated record. The transcript has a single exon. Bases 1 to 678 code for a protein of 225 amino acids. Gene Ontology annotation, biological process: mitochondrial translation. Gene Ontology annotation, cellular component: mitochondrial large ribosomal subunit; ribosome. Gene Ontology annotation, molecular function: structural constituent of ribosome; RNA binding.